AUGGGUAUCCGGGGGUAUCACCCCGAUCACUUUGCAAGAGUUACAAAAAUGGUGUCCCAAAGGCCAGUGGUAAUAUUCAGUAAAACCAGUUGCUGCAUAAGCAAUACAAUGAAGUCUCUCUUGCAGUAUUUCGGAGUGAGUCCAGUUGUUUACGAGCUAAAUGAGAUCCCUAGAGGCCACAAAAUCGAGGCCGCAUUAGCCAGUCUUGGGCACAACACAACCUGGUGGGUGCCCGCCGUGUUCAUAGAUGGUGAACCUGUAGGAGGAGCCAAUGAGGUGAUGAGCCUUCACCUCCAGCAGAACUUAAGGCCUAUGCUUAACCGAGGCGGAGCUAUGUAG
Molecule: messenger RNA, 339 nt
Organism: Daucus carota subsp. sativus
Lineage: Eukaryota; Viridiplantae; Streptophyta; Magnoliopsida; Apiales; Apiaceae
Product: monothiol glutaredoxin-S2-like
Exons: 2
Coding region: 1-339 (112 amino acids)
Source: RefSeq, a predicted model, not a curated record